Drosophila busckii is the source of this 2485-nucleotide messenger RNA. Its product is annotated as facilitated trehalose transporter Tret1. NCBI's taxonomy places the organism in Eukaryota, Metazoa, Arthropoda, Insecta, Diptera, Drosophilidae. The record is from RefSeq and is a predicted model, not a curated record. The coding region runs from base 742 to 2367 and encodes 541 amino acids. Gene Ontology annotation, cellular component: membrane. Gene Ontology annotation, biological process: carbohydrate transport; transmembrane transport. The transcript is spliced from 3 exons. Gene Ontology annotation, molecular function: sugar transmembrane transporter activity.
CAGUCAGUUGCCUGGCAAGCGUUGAGCGCAACAGACGUGCGACAAGUGUUGCCAAGAAAAGAGAGAUAGAGCAAUAGACAGAGAGAGAGAGAGAGAGAGAGAGAACGAGAGUGUUUGAGAGAAAGAGAGCGAAGGCGAGUGCAGCGACAGGAGCUGGGCAUUUAUGAAAGCAGCGGAAGCGAAUGAAAGAAGAACCAUAUGCUGAGGCUAGCAAUUUGGCAAAUUGAAUAAUUGAGAAAUUGCCAAGUGGCAUGCCAAUGAACAAAAGAGAGGCUCGUCCCAUAGAGUGCCCAUAAAUAUUGCAAUCGAUAGCGUCAAAUCAAUAAGCAACAAAUAAACUCAACAAAUGUCUAUGAACUGAAGUAACAAAGGGCAGCAAACUAGACUCUACUGACGUACAGUUACCCACACACACUCAGACUCACACACACACACACAUACACACAUUGAGACUUUGACAGUUAGAACUUCUGUUGCUGAUACUUCUGUCGUCAUCCGCUGCGUGGCGCUUGACGCGCCAACUUAUGAAAUUGAUAUUAAAGUUCGGUGCCAUCGUCAUAUUCAAUUGUGAUUGGCAAUAGCGCGGAAGUUUCCACUUGUCAUUGCUUCAAUUAGACAAGAGUACUUACAACAAACUAAAGCAACUUCGCAUUCACUUGCGGGCAGUCAACGCAGUCGCGCUUUGGCCAACAGACGCACAUAAAUUCAAUUCGCAAUUUAAUUUUCAACUUACCGCACACAAUGCCUGCAACCGAUCAGAAGGAGCUGCAGCCCAUCAGCUCCAUCAGCUGCAAGGAGCCAGCUCCAGUCAUAGUCAGCCAUGCGAAGAAGCGCAGCAAGCGCAAGGAGAGCGCUCUGCCCUUGGGUGAACGCCAUGUGGCGGUGCUGCGCCAGGAGCUGAUGGUCAUCUUGGGCAAUUGUGGAGUCCUAGGCUCCGGCAUGGUCGUCAGCAUGCCGUCGGUGACGCUCGAUCAGCUGCGCGAUGAGACUCAGCCCUUUUGGCUAAACAAAGAUGAGGCCAGCUGGUUUGCUUCCAUCAACAACAUGGCCUGUCCUUUGGGCGGUCUGCUGGUGAGCUUUCUGCUAGAUCGCAUUGGGCGCAAGCAGACGAUACUGCUGACCAACUUGAUUGGCUUCAUUGGCUGGCUGCUGCUGGCCACGAGCUUUCUGCACACCGAGCGGCAAUAUAUCUAUGCACAAAUGCUGGUGGGACGUGCCUUGGGGGGCAUACUCAUCGGCAUGUUUGUUUCGCCUGUGGGCGUCUACUCGGCGGAAAUUAGCUUGCCCAGGAUUCGAGGCAGACUCAUAUUGGGCACUUCGAUAGGACUCGCUUCCGGCAUAUUGCUGAUGUAUUGCUUGGGCUAUUUUAUACGCAGCAAUAUUGUCCUGAUUGCCAGCAUCAGUUGCUGUUAUCAGCUGGCUGCUAUAUUGCUGGUGCUGCCCAUGCCCGAGUCACCAAGCUGGCUGCUACAAAAAGGACGCGUUACGUUGGCGCGACGCUCGCUGCGCUACUUUCGCGGACUGCGACGCCGUGAUGACGAUUGCGUGCCGGAGUUUGAGGCGGAGUUGAUGCAAAUGAAAAUGACGGCGGACAACAGUCGCGAUACGGCGGCCAGCGAGUCCUUGGGCCAGGCCAUACAGCGUCCCGAGGUGUACAAGCCAUUGCUGAUGAUGAUUGGCUUCUUUGGCUUCCAGCAGGCCUGCGGCGUGGUCGUCAUCAUCGUCUACGCCGUGCAGAUUGCCAAGCAGGCGGGCGUCAGCAUCGAUCCCGUGCUGGUGGCCGUCAUGCUGGGCGUGGCACGCAUCAUUACGACCUUCUUUAUGAGCCACAUCUUCGAGCGGUUCGGACGCCGUCCCGCCGGCAUAUUCUCCGCCAGCGGCAUGGGCCUGUGCAUGCUGCUGCUAGCCGCUGGUGGCUGGUUCCCUGACAGCGUAGGCACUUGGUCGUGGCUGCCUGUGGCCUGCAUCAUACUGCACAUAGUCUUCUCGACGACGGGCAUGCUGACGCUGCCGUUCAUCAUGAUAUCGGAGGUGUUUCCGCAGAGCGUGCGAGGCAGCGCUUCGGGCAUUGCUGUGUUCUUUGGCAUGAUUCUGGCCUUCAUCAUGCUCAAGAUCUAUCCCAACAUGGAGGCGCUGCUGGGCACGGCCAAUCUGUUUGCCUUCUACGCGCUGGUGUCCUUCCUGGCGGCCGUCUUCAUCUAUGGCUUUGUGCCGGAGACGCGCGGCCGCACGCUGCUGCAGAUUGAGGAGCAUUGGCGCUUGGGUAGGCGUGGCAGACGCGAGAUGCGCGCUUCGCAGGCUGCCGCCAGCAUGACGCUCAAUAAUCUUAAAGAUGUGGAGCUAAGCGAGGUGUUUCUGAAGAAGUGAAUGAUGCUUAGAGACCAAACCACCAAUUAGAAAUAACAAUCUGUGAUGUGUUAAGUACUUAACUAGCCUUAGCCUAAACGAGCGAGAUAACAAUAAAAAAGAACAGCAUUUUUUUUCU